Phragmites australis (common reed) is the source of this 2404-nucleotide messenger RNA. RefSeq names its product protein WVD2-like 7. The coding region runs from base 302 to 2035 and encodes 577 amino acids. The record is from RefSeq and is a predicted model, not a curated record. The transcript is spliced from 10 exons. Lineage: Eukaryota; Viridiplantae; Streptophyta; Magnoliopsida; Poales; Poaceae.
AACGAAUCGCCGUGGUAAUUACACGGCCGCGGCGGCAUUAGAAGGCGCUAAUCACGCCCAGAAUUUAAGAGCACCUUGGCCUCGGCUCACGCAACUACCUACCUGCGUCGUCGUGUUCUUCCCUCCUGUGGCCGCACCGCAGCGGCAGCUCUGAACAGCGACUGACCGAGCGAGCUUUCUCGUGGCCUUGUCUGGUCCGGAGCCGGGGGCGGCGGCUCGCGGGAUCCCAUGAAGCGCACCUCGGGGUGUCAGGGUUUGUCAUCAGAGUUCACCUAACUAUGACGAAUUAGGCAUACAGUACAUGAUGGCGACGGAAGUCAAUCAAACUUAUUUUGCAUGGUCACAAGGAGAGUCAACUGAACGGGAUGGUUCUCAAGGAGUAUCUGUAUCCCAGACACUUGAUCAUGGUUCCAUAUCCUUUGGAAGAUUUGAGCUGGAAUCACUAUCAUGGGAGAAGUGGUCAGUAUUUACUAAUGACAGACGCAAUGAAGAAUUUGGAAAAUUCAACGGUUUAGUCGCUCAGAAGAAGGCUUAUUUUGAAGAGUAUUACAAGAGGAUCAGGGAACUAAAGGCUUCACAGCAGCAAAACCAGCAAACCGAACUCAUUUUGGAAUACAGUGGUGAUGGUAGUGAUUCUAGCCAGACAGCAGAAGAUGAGCGAGUUGCUGAUCUUGAAACUCCCACUGGAUCUGGAACAAUUGUGGAUGAUUAUUUGGAAGAAGCUCCACAUGAAACCACCUUGGAGCAUGGACUGCAGUGCUAUGAUGACCUAGGAAAUGAGAAUUUCAAUACAGAAUUUUCCUCUUCUAAUAUUUCUUCGUCAGCUGGAGUUCUGCAGCAAACCGAUCAGGAUGUUAGAGGAGCUGUUUGUGGUGAUAAUUCUGCCAGCAAAAUGGAUGUGGGGCAGCAAAAUGCCUGUUCUGGUCAUGAUGAUACUAGAACAGCAUAUGAAGCUGCAAGGACUCCUAGAAGAUUUAUUGAGAAAGACACUAGGCUUAGACACACUCCAAAGAUAAUACCGAAAUCCAUUAAAACCCUUUCAAAAAGUGCCAUGGAUUACACAUUUGCUAGUGAGAGGCCUGGUUCAGUGAAGCCCAGUACCAGUAUGAACCCGAAGACUAAGCUGGACACUGUUCGUCCAUUGCAAAGGCCAAAUGCAGCACCCCAGAAGAUGACUGGCCCUGCAGAAAGGAGCAAGGUUACAAGUCUCAGAAGACCUUACUCAGCAGCUGCGCAACGGCCCUCUACUGGAGAGCGGCACCCCAUCACCAAGGGGAAUCCAAAGAAGCCUGCUGAUGUUUCCAACCCGCGACGACCUUCCACUGCUGAAAGACGCCCAUUCACUCGAGAUCGUGCACAGAAGCAAGCCAACAUCACCACACCAAGCCGGCCUUCUACUUCUGAAAAAUGCCCCGUCAAAAGAGAGAGUAAAGCAAAGCAUGCUGAUGUUUCCUCUAUACGUCGGCCCUCUACAGGAGAGCAACGCGCUAUUACCAGGGUUAGUGUUCUGAGAAUGGAUGUGAAGACUCCUAGCAAGGCAAGAGCAACUGUGGCUCAUCCGAAGGGUGAAACAACUACAGUGGGCAAUCUGAAAAAGGUUGUCACUCCAAAAGCUUCUAGAAGUAGCAAGCUGGAGACAAAAAGCAGUAACAACAGACUGAAGGGGCCUUCGGCGUUGGAUAGUCACUCUACUAGGUCAAAAAGAAUGGAAUUGCAAGUGCCUGGCAAACAGAAAUCAAGCUCUGUUAACCUUCCUCCAAGGAAAAUUUUCAGCUCUAGUGUUGGAGAACCAGCAGUAGAAACCUUUGCUAGGCCAAAAAAGAAAGAGGGCAUUCAGGUGACAAUGCAAUCUCGAGCAUCCACAUCAAAGAAAACAACUCCUUUGAAGACUGGGAACGUAAAGGCGAGGGCGCCAAACCCACCACCACCGCCACCUCCACCACGUCAGCCAUCACAAAUGAUGAGCAAACCAAAUGCCAGUAACUCAUCUAUUGGUGGAAGAAAGCUAAAGGCUUUAGCACCACAAUGGCACUGAUGCAGUGGAGACUGGGGAGCCUUCAAUCCAGUAGCGUGCAGAGUAUGAUGCAUCUGAGAAACGUCGUGCCAUUGUCAUUACACGCAUCUGAAAGCAUCUGCCGCGUAAUCCGCUUCCCUUGUAUGAUGUACCUGUAUAUCACUGCCUCCGUUCUCCCUUCUCUUCCUUGCAGAGCAACUCCAAGUGUAGUCUAGUGUAUGUAGUUACGCGUAUCAUAUCCACCAGUGCCUAGUUUCAUCGUCCAAGGAGCUUAGAACAGUGUAAAUACCUGAAAUAAAUUGUGGUUUAGCUAAAGUAAGUUCAGCCCAAAAUCUGUGAACAUUUAUGGUAUGCCACUAGCCAUGAAAUCCCUCAUUUUUUUAAAGCUUA